Molecule: messenger RNA, 1107 nt
Organism: Lottia gigantea (owl limpet)
Lineage: Eukaryota; Metazoa; Mollusca; Gastropoda; Lottiidae
Exons: 7
Coding region: 1-1107 (368 amino acids)
Biological process (GO): chromatin remodeling
Cellular component (GO): nucleus
Molecular function (GO): histone H3K36 demethylase activity; histone H3K9 demethylase activity
Source: RefSeq, a predicted model, not a curated record
AUGGAGUCAAGUGGUGGAAAUAAUUCGAAUAGUACCCCAAAGAUAAUGGUAUUCAGACCAACAUGGGAAGAAUUUCAGAAUUUUCCUAAGUUUAUUAAAUACAUUGAGUCACAAGGAGCUCAUAAAGCUGGGCUGGCAAAGGUUAUACCACCACCUGAAUGGAAACCAAGACGUAAUGGUUAUGAUGAUAUAGAUAUUACUAUACCAGCACCUAUUAGUCAGAUGGUCAAUGGCUGUCAGGGUCUAUACACACAGUAUAACAUACAGAAAAAACCUCUUACAGUUAAAGAGUUUGAGAAAUUGGCCAAUAGUGACAAAUAUCGGACACCCAAACAUUUUGAUUAUGAGGAAUUAGAAAGAAAGUAUUGGAAGAAUAUAACAUUUGGAGCACCAAUUUACGGUGCUGAUAUAUCCGGAAGUAUUUAUGAUGAGGAUCAGAAUGAGUGGAAUAUCAAUAGGCUUGGUACCAUUCUAGACUAUGUAGCAGGUGAUUAUGGUAUCCAUAUUGAAGGUGUUAAUACAGCCUAUCUAUAUUUUGGUAUGUGGAAGACUACCUUCGCCUGGCACACAGAGGACAUGGAUCUAUAUAGUAUUAAUUAUCUUCAUUUUGGUGCUCCGAAAUCAUGGUAUGCUGUUCCUCCAGAACAUGGAAAACGACUUGAAAGACUCGCUCAAGGUUUUUUCCCAGGAAGUUUUCAAGCAUGUCCUGCCUUUUUACGCCAUAAAAUGACACUGAUAUCACCUCAUAUUUUAAAACAGUAUUCUAUUCCUGUUAACAAGAUAACCCAAGAGGCUGGUGAGUUUAUGAUAACAUUUCCUUAUGGUUAUCAUUCGGGAUAUAAUCAUGGUUUUAAUUGUGCUGAAUCUACUAAUUUUGCUACUGAAAGAUGGAUCGAGUAUGGUAAAAGAUGUCUUCAGUGUAUAUGUAGAAAGGAUGGUGUAAAGAUUAGUAUGGACUGUUUUAUAAAAAGAUUUCAACCUGAUCGUUAUCCAUUAUGGAAGGCUGGUGAAGACAUUGGUCCUCAUCCAGAAGAUAGAUACAAGAAAAAUAUCAGAUCAGGGUUAGAUGAUUUCAGAAUUAAUGAACCAGAAAAACAGAACCGCUGA